Messenger RNA from Manduca sexta (tobacco hornworm), 4599 nucleotides. Its product is annotated as potassium voltage-gated channel protein Shaw. Gene Ontology annotation, cellular component: voltage-gated potassium channel complex; neuronal cell body membrane; axon. The coding region runs from base 191 to 2158 and encodes 655 amino acids. NCBI's taxonomy places the organism in Eukaryota, Metazoa, Arthropoda, Insecta, Lepidoptera, Sphingidae. The transcript is spliced from 10 exons. Gene Ontology annotation, molecular function: protein binding; delayed rectifier potassium channel activity. The record is from RefSeq and is a predicted model, not a curated record. Gene Ontology annotation, biological process: protein homooligomerization; potassium ion transmembrane transport.
UCGCGGUCGGUCGUUUCGACCCGCGCCACGCGACCGACAAAACACGCGCGAAACGGUCAACAAACGAAAAUAAAACGUUGGGAAAAAAAGUGUAGAUUUUUUUUUUGUAUUUCAAAUUUUGUGAGCUGUGAUUGGUCAGUGCUGUGAAUAUUUCAAAUGUCGGUUAUAGUGUGCGAUAUUUAAAGCAGGAAUGGAUGGCGAGAAUCGAAUCAUUUUGAACGUUGGUGGUAUAAGAUACGAGACGUAUAAGGCAACCUUGAAGAAGAUCCCGGCGACGCGGCUGUCGCGGCUGACGGAGGCGCUCGCCAACUACGACCCGGUGCUCAACGAGUACUUCUUCGACCGGCACCCGGGCGUCUUCGCGCAGGUCCUCAACUACUACAGAACUGGCAAACUUCACUACCCUACAAAUGUGUGCGGGCCGCUGUUUGAAGAGGAGUUGGAGUUCUGGGGGCUGGACUCCAACCAGGUGGAGCCGUGCUGCUGGUCCACCUACAGCAUACACAGAGACACGCAGAAUACCCUGGCAAUUUUGGACAAACUGGAUAUCGACAGCGAAAAGCCGUCUGAGGAAGAAAUCGCAAGGCUCUUCGGUUAUGAAGAGGCGUACUUGUCAGGGGAUCUCGGCGUGUGGCAGAGGCUUAAGCCUAAAGUCUGGGCGCUGUUUGAUGAGCCAUCGAGCUCACCAGCCGCUAAGGUGAUAUCGGCCAUAUCAGUCUUCUUCAUUUGCAUCUCAGUUCUCUGCUUCUGUCUGAAGACGCAUCCAGAUCUGCGAGUGGCGUCCCCUACCAUUGCCCCCUUCAUCAUACCAAACUUCACGGAUAUUGAAAACGUCACUGCAGUGGAUAGACCAUGGCACGACAACGGUCAGCCACACGUCGCCUUUUUCUACAUCGAGUUGGUGUGCAACGUGUGGUUUACGAUCGAGUUGCUUGUGCGGUCCGUGGUAGCCCCAAACAUAAUAGAGUUCGUCAAAUCUCCAGUAAACAUCAUAGAUUUUAUAGCAACACUGAGUUUCUACAUGGAUGUCGUGGUGGAACUGACAGUGGUGAAGCAGUACGUAGAGAAAGCUGACAUCCUAGAGUUCAUCUCCAUCAUCAAGAUCCUCAGGCUGUUCAAGCUGACGAGGCACAGUCCAGGGUUGAAGAUCUUGGUGCACACGUUCAAGGCGUCGGCUAAGGAGUUGACGCUCCUCGUAUUUUUUCUGGUGCUCGGUAUCGUGAUAUUUGCCAGUUUGGUGUAUUAUGCUGAGAAAUCGCAGGAUAACCCAGACAAUCAGUUCAAGUCCAUUCCACUAGGGUUGUGGUGGGCGAUCGUCACUAUGACUACAGUGGGGUACGGAGACAUGGCGCCAAAGACAUAUCUGGGCAUGUUCGUGGGCGCCCUGUGUGCACUGGCCGGUGUACUGACAAUAGCACUGCCAGUGCCUGUCAUCGUGUCAAACUUCUCCAUGUUCUACUCACACACACAGGCGAGAUCAAAACUUCCUAAGAAGCGUCGUCGGGUGUUACCUGUAGAACAACCGCGGAGGAAACGCGACGCCAGCGCCUCCAACCGGCGGGUGAACGCAGUGAAACAUCCAGUGGUACUGAAGGACCUCUCGCCAGGAGGCAAUAAGUUUGGAGUAAACGGCAUGAACAUGAUCAGCCUGGCGCUCCAGGGUCCUCCGAACCUCCUCCGCCCUCCAUCGGCAGUGCAGCCACUGCAGGCCCGGGCGCCCAUCGUUGAAAGCCCCAUAAUCAACACGCAGUCAGGCGCCAUAUCGUUGGCGUCGCUGCAACCGCCCCUGAUCACGGCCCCACCACUGCAACCACGACCUGCAACCACCGGCUCCCUCGACCUCAUGCUACCUCUGCAACCAAAGCUACUACCCGGCUACAACCUCCAGUCUUCGUAUCUUUCCAACACCCUAUCAACAGUACGACCACCAGAUUUGGAAAAGAAGGAAGACUUUAAACCAAGUGUUGAAGUUAUUUUGGAGAAAAGUGAAGAGAAUUCAGUAAUAUGUUGUGAUUUAGGUCAAGAUAGGUGUAAUGGUAGAGACAGUCACAAUAAUUUAAAUGAUAAUGAUUCGUGUAAGGAUGAAAUCAAUUCUAAUGUCAUUGAGAAGAACACUGAUACUAUAUCGGAAGAUAGUCCUAAUAAUAAUUCUUAUUAAAGUGCCAGCGAUCCUUUCAAACUAUAAUGGUCUUCAUACCUAAAUUUGAAAGUAAAUGUUGAAGAUGAGAAAAUUUGCAUUGUCUACGAUUGGCAUGUUAGAACACAACAUAGAACUCUACUUCCGAAUUGCUUUAUAUUAACGAAUAUCAUUGAAACCACAACUGAUAAAAUUAUAGUAUCGUGACGACAGCUUAACAAGAAAGUAACUAGUAUUAAAAUAACUUUGAUCUUCAAGUUCUAUUUUUUAAUUUGAAAGGGUCGAUAAUUUGAUGUUAAUUAUGAAUAUAACACCGCUGUCACAUUCAGUUGGAACUUAGAUAUACUGUGCCAAAUUAAUAUUGGUGCUCACUAUAUUAAAAAUGAUAUUACUAUCUACCCUAUGAGAGUUUGGUGUAAUUGUGAUUUCAAAUGUAUAAACUUUGUCAAAAAUCAAAAGACUAUCUCUUUUGGCAUUUGAUGAUGUAUAAUUUUAUUUAAAAAAAAUCUAGCUGUGAAACCCCAUAGUCUUAUAAAAUGUCUCCCAUUAGUAUAUACUGUAAUAUAAAUGUAAUCUUGUCUCGAAUUAGAAUUUCUAGUCAGUUGGGAACUCUAGAAUAAGUAUUGGAACAGCUGAGAUGUGAAUGGGAAUGUGUUUGAUUUGACUGAAAGAUACGAUAAAAAUAUUCAUUGCCAAAAUUUGUGCCAAAGAUUUACGCGUUUAGGUUAAAUUGCUUAGAGUCUACUAUUCUUAAGGCGAAUAAGUCAAAAUUAUUUGUCUUGACAUAUAUUUUGUUCGAAACUUAUUCCUUUUUUAUUUUAUAUAUGGCCUAUGGUUCGAGUAACUUACUGUAAAGUGUUAUUAUUAAAAGAUUAAUAUGUGGUUUAUUUCGUAACGCAAUGUCAAAACGAUUUUGUAUAGUUUUAUCUCAUUAUAAAAAAAAAAAAAUUUGCAAUUUUUAAAUAUUAAGACAUACCUAUUCGGUGUUAACUCAUCCCCAGCAAUUUAACUUCUUUCUUAAUCCUUGUUAAUUCCUCCCUCCUUUUAAAACCCCAAGUUGAGAGAACCAAACACAUUCCCAUUCAAAUGUCGCAUUGAACAAAAAAUGUAUGUGAAAUUUUCAGCGCUCUAAGCGAACGCCAACGACCAAAAAGUAAUGUAGCCUAUUAUUUGACUCGUGCCGUUGUAAUUUUUGUAUAUUUUGUAAAGGAAAACGAUACGCAUUGUGAAUAUCUUGGGAACGUGUAUAUAGAAUGUAUUUCGUUAUAUCUUGUAGAUGGGGCCGGAUUUAGAAAUGAAAUAGUGGGUAUAACCUUUUAAAUUUAAAAUAAAUCUCUAAAAAAAAAUAUUUUUAAAAAUGAUAAGAAGUUAUAAUAAAGUAAAUCACCAGUAACAUAGUUUCAAAUGGGAUAAGAGGGGAAACAUAUAUGUAUGAAAUAAUUAUUUUGGACUGGAAAAAAGUCACAAAAGAGCACAACUGCGCGUAUAUCUUAUUUAUAUAGGCUUUAUAUUCUCAGCGUGACAGUGUUAGCAGCCUUGAAAUUGUUUUGUAUGCACUUACAUAUUAAAAAGGAAAUUUGGUCUAGGUGUAAUUAAAGAGAACCUAGUCUUUAAGCUCAGUGUUCUUUUUUUAAUAUUUUAUCCUAAUUUUUAUUAAAAAGUAUUUUCUAAGUCCGAUCCUGUCUGCGUUUUAACUCCAACUUGGGAAUUUCGACGCGUAUUUUUUGCUUGUUAUAACAAAUAUAUUUUUAAACUACCCACGCUCAAGUUAGGAGAUUUUUUUAAUCUAAAUCUGUAAAUGAUAUUUUAUUUCAUAAUUGUUUUAUAAAUUUACAAAAAUGGUCCUGAUUUUCUUUAGUCCUUAUUUUUUUUGUCAUACCAAAUUCUUGCAAUAAUCGGAAUACGGUUAAAUUCAUAAAUUCCUUCGGAUUAACAAUAAAUUAAUUUAAAUUAUUUUUUUAAAUCACAUGUAUUCCACGUUGAGGAAAAAUAAAUGUGUCAAAUAUUAUGUAGAUACGAUAACAUAGAUUAUAGAAAAAGAUGGCUGUUCGAUGUUAUACUGAAAUACUUUUGGGGAUAAACUUGUAUAUUUUCAAAAGAAAAUCCCCGCCAGUAUUUAUAAUUAUUCCCUUUUAAAAUUGUUAGUGUAUUGAUUUACCUACAUGUAAAAUAUUUUUCUAAUGUUACAUAUUUUUCUUAUUUGUUUCGUGUUGGUGUCGUUUGAAUUUGUUAUGUUUAUUACUCAACGCUGUUCAUAAAAUAAAUAAACUAGAAGCAAACUUCCAUAUUUAGUAGUUAAGGUCAACAAAAAUUUUGAAUCAAAUGUAAAGACGAAUGGAAACAUCUAUUGCCAUUUUUUUUUAAAUUAUCCAUUGCCAAUCGCCCUUUUAAAGUGUCAACGUUUUUGACGGGAAGUUCGAUUUUUCCUCAAGGCAUAGGGACAGGAGAGAGGAGAGAGAAAA